This is a messenger RNA of Kwoniella botswanensis, 1677 nucleotides long. RefSeq lists its product as uncharacterized. The record is from RefSeq and is a predicted model, not a curated record. Gene Ontology annotation, molecular function: transmembrane transporter activity. Gene Ontology annotation, biological process: transmembrane transport. The coding region runs from base 1 to 1677 and encodes 558 amino acids. The transcript has 8 exons. NCBI's taxonomy places the organism in Eukaryota, Fungi, Basidiomycota, Tremellomycetes, Tremellales, Cryptococcaceae. Gene Ontology annotation, cellular component: membrane.
AUGCCAUCCCGAUUCAACCAUACGGCUAAAGAUGACCAUCCCAACUGGAGGAAAGGUCCAGAGGUCGAACAUGUCGAAUGGAGGAACAAUCCUCAGCCAGAUAUAGCGGAUGAGUCGCUGGUGCAAGCAGAAGGUGAAGACAAAAUCACCCCUUAUUUGGUCUUCCUCAUUCUUGUCGCCGCUCUCGCUGGGUUCCUUUUCGGUUACGAUACAGGAGUCGUCGGAAGCGCCCUGCCAUUGGUGGGUACGGAUCUGGGCAAAGCGCUCACCUCGUCGGAACAAGAAAUCAUUACAGCUGGUACGACCAUUGGAGCCAUUUUUGGUGCUGGUAUCCUGGGUCCCCUUGCGGAUAGGCUUGGACGAAAAUGGUCCCUAUUUAUUGCAGAUGUAUUCUUCACCCUCGGAGCCGUCCUUAUCUCGUCGAGUUACUCGCUGGGUCAGAUCAUUGUCGGUCGUCUCGUCCUUGGUGUCGGAGUUGGAGGAGCGGCUUUAAUAGCCCCCAUGUACAUCACUGAACUCGCUCCAACAGCUGUUCGAGGACGAUGCAUUGGUGUCAAUGCCUUCUUUAUCCCAUUUGGUCAAGUCGUCUCGAGCGCCGUUGGUGCCGGCGUCCAGAAUACUCCUCACGGGUGGCGUAUCCUGUUCGCUCUGGGAGUGGUUCCUUCGGUACUUCAAUUGUCUUUGAUGCACUUCUUGCCUGAGUCACCUCGAGUGCUCCUGCUUCGUGGAAGGGAUGAGGAAGCAGCCGCAAUAUUAUCUCAGAUUUACGUCAAGGCUACACCCGAGAUCAUCGACCUCAAGCUCAGUGUCGCUAGAAGUUAUGUCGAAGCGACGACUUCGAUGCAACGAGAAUUGACUCUAUGGGAGAGGGCCAAACGACUCUGGACCCACAAGCCAUAUCGACGUGCCAUUAUCGCUGUCAGUGGACUCCAGAUUUUCACGCAACUCACCGGGUUUAAUACGUUCCUUUACUACUCUGGUACUCUCUUCGGUCUACUCGGUUUUUCCAACCCCGCAGCAGCGGGGCUGAUCCCCUCUGGAAUAAAUGCGGUCAUGGUGUUCAUCGGUAUGUCUGUAGUCGACAAGGUUGGACGACGAAGAUUGCUUCUCAUCUUCGCCCCAAUCAUGAUGGCCGGGCUUGUUUGGGCUGCAGUAGCGGUUUGGUAUAUGACUGCUGAAACCGAUCACCUUCUCGUUACGGGCUACGAUUACUCUCAUACUAUGGCAGGUCUCCUUGUUGGAGGUAUCGUCCUGUUUGUCAUCGGAUAUGGGAUGAGCUACAGUUUCUUGGGUUGGUAUCAAUCCGAGUUCCUUGCGCUGGAGAUCAGAGGAUCCGGUUCCGGAAUCUCGACCGUGUCGGUAUGGGUCGCCAAUUUGAUCGUGUCCGUUUCGUACCUCUCUCAAUUGGAGACCAUUACCCCCACUGGUACUUUUUGCCUUUACCUUGGAUUCACGUUUGUCGGAUACAUCUUCGCAUAUUUCUGUUAUCCUGAAUCAAAGGGAAUAUCAGUCGAUGAAAUCGCCAAGCUCUUCAAAGAUGACUUCGGCAUCCGUAAAUCUGAACAACUCCGAGCUGGCAGACUCGCAGCGGUCCAACGUAUGGACGAGAAGAAAAAGAAUACACAAUCAAGCGGAGAGGAGGACAAGAACAUCGAGGUUGCUCACGCAGAGGUGUGA